Messenger RNA from Nothobranchius furzeri (turquoise killifish), 8190 nucleotides. RefSeq names its product spectrin beta chain, non-erythrocytic 1. Gene Ontology annotation, cellular component: cell projection; cell junction; plasma membrane. The record is from RefSeq and is a predicted model, not a curated record. Gene Ontology annotation, molecular function: structural constituent of cytoskeleton; actin filament binding; phospholipid binding. NCBI's taxonomy places the organism in Eukaryota, Metazoa, Chordata, Actinopteri, Cyprinodontiformes, Nothobranchiidae. Gene Ontology annotation, biological process: protein localization to plasma membrane; actin cytoskeleton organization.
ACCGUUUGGAUCAAAAAGGUUCCGGUUAUCUGACUCUUUACCAGAACCUGGAUCAGUUCGGACCCGCUGUGAUGGGGCGGGAGGAGGAGACGCGGGAGGGAGGAGGGGGGCAGUGCGGAUUCUUUCCCGUCAUUCCCUGCAGCAGCAGCGGCAGCAGGAGCCCCCUCCCUCCUCCGGUCCGGUCGGUGCUCUCCGGUUAGCGGACUCUGCCUCCCGUCAGCCUCGGUUCGGUGUGAGCUUCGGAACCGGUGCGGGUCAGCGUGACCCCACUCAUGCAGACGUGUCUCCUAACGAUCUGAUUGGUCAUGAUGACGACGGUGGCCACCGAGUUGGAGCACCUGGAGCUGCAGCAGCAGUACAGCAGCAGCGACACCGUCAACCACCGCUGGGAUGAUGACUGGGACAAUGAGAACAGCUCGGCCCGGCUGUUUGAGCGCUCUCGCAUCAAGGCGCUCGCAGAUGAACGAGAGGCAGUCCAGAAGAAGACCUUCACCAAGUGGGUCAACUCUCACCUGUCCAGAGUCUCCUGCAGGAUCACAGACCUCUAUAUGGACCUGAGAGACGGGAGGAUGCUGAUCAAGCUGCUGGAGGUCCUCUCUGGAGAGAAACUGCCGAAGCCCACCAAAGGCAGGAUGCGGAUCCACUGCCUGGAGAACGUGGACAAAGCCCUGCAGUUCCUGAAGGAGCAGCGGGUCCACCUGGAGAACAUGGGAUCCCAUGACAUUGUUGAUGGGAACCACCGACUGACCCUGGGUCUCAUCUGGACCAUCAUCCUGCGUUUCCAGAUCCAGGACAUCAGCGUGGAGACCGAAGACAACAAAGAGAAGCGGUCAGCUAAAGACGCCCUGCUGCUCUGGUGUCAGAUGAAGACGGCUGGGUACUCUAACGUGAACAUCCAUAACUUCACCACCAGCUGGAGGGACGGGAUGGCUUUCAACGCUCUGAUCCACAAACACAGGCCUGAUCUGAUUGACUUUGAUAAACUGAAGAAGUCCAAUGCUCACUACAACUUGCAGAAUGCCUUUAAUCUGGCAGAGAAUCAUUUGGGUUUGACCAAGCUGCUUGACCCAGAAGAUAUCAGUGUGGACCACCCUGAUGAGAAGUCAGUCAUCACCUACGUUGUGACCUACUACCACUACUUCUCCAAAAUGAAAGCUUUGAAGGUGGAGGGGAAACGCAUCGGAAAGGUUCUAGACAACGCCAUUGAGACAGAGAAGAUGAUAGAGAAGUACGAGUCUCUGGCCUCUGACCUUCUGGAGUGGAUUGAACAGACCAUCAUCAUCCUGAACAACAGGAAGUUCUCCAACUCUCUGGUUGGAGUCCAGCAACAGCUGCAGGCUUUCAACACCUACCGGACUGUGGAGAAACCACCAAAGUUUACUGAGAAGGGGAACCUGGAGGUUCUCCUCUUCACCAUCCAGAGCAAGAUGAGAGCCAACAACCAGAAGGUCUACAUGCCUCGAGAAGGAAAACUUAUUUCAGACAUCAACAAGGCUUGGGAGCGACUUGAGAAGGCGGAGCAUGAGCGGGAGCUGGCUCUGCGUAUGGAGCUGAUUCGCCAGGAGAAGCUGGAACAGCUGGCCAGGCGCUUUGACCGCAAGGCGGCCAUGCGGGAGACCUGGCUUAGUGAGAACCAAAGACUGGUGUCGCAGGACAACUUUGGAUUCGACCUUCAGGCUGUAGAGGCGGCCACCAAGAAGCACGAGGCCAUUGAGACGGACAUCACAGCGUACGAGGAGCGAGUCCAGGCCGUGGUGGCUGUGUCAAAGGAGCUGGAGGCGGAGCGCUACCACGACAUCAAACGCAUCGCUGCCAGGAAGGACAACGUCAUCCGCCUGUGGGAGUAUCUUCUGGAGUUGCUGAAGGCACGAAGACAAAGGCUGGAGAUGAACCUGGGUCUGCAAAGAGUCUUCCAAGAGAUGCUGUACAUCAUGGAUUGGAUGGAUGAGAUGAAGAUGUUGCUGCUGUCCCAGGAUUAUGGGAAACAUCUGCUGGGUGUGGAGGACCUGCUGCAGAAACACGCCCUGGUGGAGGCUGACAUUUCCAUCCAAGCCGACCGAGUGAAGGCCGUCAUCGCCAACGCCAGCAAGAACUCGGUCACUGCCAGUGGCUACAAACCAUGUGAUCCUCAAGUCAUCCAGGACCGAGUGGCCCACCUGGAGUUCUGCUACCAGGAGCUGACCCAGCUGGCUGCUGAGCGGCGGGCCCGUUUGGAGGAGUCUCGCCGACUCUGGAAGUUCUUUUGGGAGAUGGCUGAGGAAGAGGGUUGGAUCCGUGAGAAGGAGCAGAUCCUGUCUUCUCUGGAGCAUGGGAAGGACCUGACGGGGGCGCUGCGUCUCCUCAGCGAGCAGCGCGCCCUAGAGGAUGAGAUGAGCGGGCGCGCUGGACACCUGCACCACACCAUCUCUGAGAGCCAGGCCAUGGUCCAGGCUGGUCACUUUGGUGCUACAAAGAUCCAGGAGCGUAUAGCUGACCUGCAGGCUCAGUGGGCGGCGCUGGAGCAGCUCGCUGCCAUCAGGAAGAGGAGGCUGGAAGAAGCUCUGGCCCUGUAUCAGUUCCAGGCCGACGCAGAUGAUGUGGACGCAUGGACACUGGACGCACUUCGGAUCGUCUCCAGCGGAGAAACGGGCCAUGAUGAGUUCUCCACUCAGGCCCUGGUCAGAAAACACCGAGAGGCUGCUGCAGAGGUCGCCAGCUAUCGGUCAGUGAUCGACUCGCUCCACGAGCAGGUGGGGUCACUGCCUGGGGAGGAGGCGGAGUCUGAGGACGUGCGUGGCCGGCUAGCUGGCAUCGAGGAGCGCUAUAAGGAGGUGUCGGAGCUGACAAAGCUGAGGAAGCAGGCCCUGCAGGAUGCACUAGCUCGCUACAAAAUGUUUAGCGAGGCCAAUGCCUGCGAGGUUUGGAUCGACGAAAAGGAGCAGUGGCUGAACAGCAUGGAGAUCCCCGAAAAACUGGAGGACCUGGAGGUCAUUCAGCACAGGUUUGAAAGUCUGGAACCAGAGAUGAACAGCCAGGCUUCUCGUGUUGCCGUGGUGAACCAGAUCGCUCGACAGCUGAUUCACAACAGCCACCCUGGUGAGAAGGACAUCAAGAGCCAGCAGGACAGGCUCAACAACAGGUGGAGUCAUUUCCGGGAGCUGGUGGACCAGAAGAAGGAGUCUCUGAAUUCAGCUCUGGGUGUGCAGAACUACCAUCUGGACUGCAACGAGACCAAAUCCUGGAUCAAAGAAAAGACCAAAGUCAUAGAGUCCACCCAGGACCUGGGCAACGACCUGACCGGGGUGAUGGCCCUGCAGCGCAAACUGACCGGCAUGGAGAGAGACCUGGUUGCCAUUGAGGACAAGCUGGGUGGCCUGAGAGGGGAGGCCCAGCAGCUGGGCCAGGAGCACCCGGACCAGGCCAUGGCAAUCACAGGUCGGCUUGCUGAGAUCACUGCCGUCUGGGAGGAGAUGAAGAACACUCUGAAAACUCGAGAGGAGUCUCUGGGCGAAGCCAGGAAGCUCCAGCAGUUCCUGCGUGAGCUGGACGACUUCCAGUCCUGGUUGUCUCGGACUCAGACAGCCAUCGCCUCUGAAGAUAUGCCCAACACGCUCGCCGAGGCUGAGAAGCUGAUGGCCCAGCAUGAAGGCAUCAAGAACGAGAUCCAGAACUAUGAGGAGGAUUAUCAGAAGAUGCGAGACAUGGGGGAGAUGGUGACGCAGGGCCAGACAGACGCUCAGUACAUGUUCCUGCACCAGCGUCUGCAGGCGCUUCACGUUGGAUGGAAUGAGCUGCACAAGAUGUGGGAGAACCGGCAGAACUUGCUCUCCCAGUCCCACGCUUACCAGCUGUUCCUGAGGGACACCAAGCAGGCCGAGGCCUUCCUCAACAACCAGGAGUACGUCCUGGCUCACACCGAGAUGCCCUCCACCCUGGAGGCUGCUGAGGCUGCCAUCAAGAAGCAGGAGGAUUUCAUGACCACCAUGGAUGCCAACGAGGAGAAGAUCAACGGUGUGAUGGAGGCGGGUCGGAGGCUGGCCAGUGAUGGAAACAUCAGCGCAGACCGGAUCCAGGAGAAGGUCUCCUCCAUCGAUGACCGGCACAAGAAGAACAGGGAGGCUGCUGUGGAGCUGCUGAUGAGACUGAAGGACAAUCGAGACCUGCAAAAGUUCCUGCAGGACUGUCAGGAGUUGUCCCUGUGGAUCAGUGAGAAGAUGUUGACGGCCCAGGACCUGACCUACGAUGAGGCCAGGAACCUACACAGCAAGUGGCUGAAGCACCAGGCCUUCAUGGCCGAGCUGCAGUCCAACAAGGAGUGGCUGGACAAGAUCCAGAAGGAUGGGAUGCUCCUGGUGUCGGAGAAGCCGGAGACCGAGGUGGAGGUGAAGGAGAAACUGGCGUCGCUGCGCUCCUUGUGGGAGAAUCUGGAGUCCACAACAGAGACCAAAGCUCAGUGUCUGUUUGACGCCAACAAGGCGGAGCUGUUCACUCAGAGCUGCACCGACCUGGACAAGUGGCUGGCGGGUCUGGAGGGCCAGAUCCAGUCCGAUGACUACGGGAAAGACCUGACCUCCGUCAACAUCCUGCUGAAGAAGCAGCAGAUGCUGGAGAACCAGGUGGAGGUGCGUCAGAGGGAGGUGGUGGAGCUGCAGAGCCAGGUAAAGGCUCUGGGUCAGGAGGUGAAGGACACUGACGAGGUGGACGGACGGAGGCAGCUGGUAGAAAAUAAGUUCCAGGAUCUGCUUGAGCCGCUGCGGCGCCGCAGAAACUUCCUGGUGGCGUCGAGGGAAGUUCAUCAGUUCAACCGCGAUGUGGAGGACGAGAUCCUCUGGGCCCAGGAGAGGAUCCCUGUGGCCAGAUCCACCGACCACGGUCAUAACCUGCAGACGGUUCAGCUGCUCAUCAAGAAGAACCAGACGCUGCAGAAGGAGAUCCAGGGUCAUCAGCCUCGCAUCGAUGACAUCCUGGAACGCAGCCAGAACCUCCAGCAGGACGAGUCCUCCAACUUGGAUCUGAUCCGCCAGCGUCUGGCUGAUCUGCGGCAGCUGUGGGAGGAGCUGAUGGAGGAGGUGGAACAGCGGCACCGGCGGCUCCAGAAGGCCCACAAAGCCCAGCAGUACUACUUUGAUGCUGCUGAGGCUGAAGCCUGGAUGAGCGAACAGGAGCUCUACAUGAUGUCGGAGGAGAAGGCCAAGGACGAGCUGAGUGCCGUCACGAUGCUGAAGAAGCACCAGAUCAUGGAGCAGGCGGUGGAGGACUACGCCGAGACCGUCCACCUGUUGUCCAAAACCAGCCGUGGCCUGGUGGCCGACCGACACCCGGACAGCGAGCGCGUCAGCAUGAGGCAGUCUCAAGUGGACAAGCUGUACGCCGGCCUGAAGGACCUGUCUGAAGAGAGGCGGGGCAAACUGGAUGAGAGGCUCCGCCUCUUCCAACUGAACCGGGAGGUUGAUGACCUGGAGCAGUGGAUCGCUGAACGAGAGGUGGUGGCUGGGUCACACGAGUUAGGACAGGACUACGAGCACGUCACGAUGCUGCAGGAACGUUUCCGGGAGUUUGCACGCGACACCGGGAACAUCGGACAGGAGCGCGUGGACGCCGUGAACCGGCUGGCAGAUGAGUUGAUUAACGCGGGGCACGGAGACGCCGCCACGGUGGCGGAGUGGAAGGACGGACUGAACGACGCCUGGGCGGACCUUUUGGAGCUCAUCGACACGCGCACGCAGAUCCUCGCCGCCUCCUUUGAGCUACACAAGUUCUACCAUGACGCCAAGGAGAUCCUGGCACGCAUCGCCGAUAAGCAGAAGAAACUUCCAGAAGAAGUGGGCCGGGACCAGAACACGGUGGAGACGCUGCAGAGGAUGCACACGACCUUUGAACAUGACAUCCAGGCGCUGGGAACACAGGUGAGACAGCUGCAGGAGGACGCCAUGCGUCUGCAGGCUGCGUACGCCGGGGACAAGGCAGAUGACAUCCAGUGCCGGGAAAGCGAAGUGCUGGAGGCAUGGAAGAGCCUGCUUGGGGCCUGUGACGGACGUAGGCUCCGCCUCCUAGACACUGCAGACAAGUUCCGCUUCUUCAGCAUGGUCCGGGACCUGAUGCUGUGGAUGGAGGACGUGAUCCGGCUCAUUGAAGCCCAGGAAAACCCCAGAGAUGUCUCAUCCGUAGAGCUUCUGAUGAACAACCAUCAGGGCAUCAAGGCAGAGAUCGACGCUCGCAACGACAGCUUCACCACCUGCAUCGAGCUGGGGAAGGCUCUGCUGGCCCGGAAACAUUAUGCUUCAGAGGAGAUCAAAGAGAGGCUGCUGCAGCUGACCGACAAGAGGAAGGAGAUGAUCGAUAAGUGGGAGGAUCGAUGGGAGUGGCUCCGCCUCAUCCUGGAGGUGCACCAGUUUUCCCGGGAUGCGGGCGUGGCCGAGGCCUGGCUGCUGGGCCAGGAGCCAUACCUGUCCAGCAGGGAGGUGGGGCAGAGUGUGGACGAGGUGGAGAAGCUCAUCAAACGCCACGAAGCCUUCGAGAAGUCCGCGGCCACCUGGGAGGAGCGCUUCUCCGCCUUGGAGAGGCUGACCACGCUGGAGCUGCUGGAAGUGAGGAGGCAGCAGGAGGAGGAGGAGAGGAGGAGAAAGCCACCUUCUCCAGAACCCGCUGUGGUCCAGCAGGAUGACAUUCAGCAGCAGAGCGCUGUGACUCAGAACGGACUCGGGUCGGAUCAGAACUCUCCUCAGGUGGAAGGUGGAGACCUGGUGAACGGACUUGCUGAACGCAGCUCCAAAGAGCCAAGCCCCGCCCCCUCGCCAACCACCGGUAGGAAGACCAAAAGUAGCCAGUCGUCCACGCUGCCCAACAAGACCCAGGACACGCCCUCCCAGCUCGAAGGCUUCCUGCACCGCAAACGCGAGUGGGAGGGGCACAAUAAGAAGGCCUCCAACAGGUCGUGGCACCACGUGUACUGCGUGAUCAAAAACCAAGAUCUAGUUUUCUACAAAGACAGCAAGGCGGCGGGUCAGAACGUGGCGUACCACGGCGAGCCGCCCGUCAGCCUGAAGGACGCCAGCUGCGACGUCGCCUCAGAGUACAAGAAGAAGAAACACGUCUUCAAACUCAGAGUCACAGAUGGAAACGAGUACCUGUUCCAAGCCAAAGAUGAGGAGGAGAUGAGCACCUGGAUCCAGGCCAUUCUGAAUGCCGGCACUGCCGACCGCUCCGAGAUCCAGAGCAGCAACCCCGGCACGCCAAGUUCUGGCCGCGCUCAGACGCUGCCGGCGACCGUCGUGCUCGGUACCGAGUCCAGUCCCGGCAAGAGGGAGAAGGACAAGGAGAAGGACAAGGAGAAGCGCUUCAGUCUGUUCAGCAAAAAGAAACAGUAGAAGAAGAACUGUGAGGAGAGGCUUCGGUGAAACGGACCCGACGCUCAGACGCAGAACCGUUCGGGUUAUGGUCUGCUUCAGAGCACCUGCUUUCAGUCCGGCUCCACGAAGGUCCAAACUGCACAUCCACCUUCAAAAUCUCCAGAAACCUUUGAGGAGCCGGACCUCAUCAGCUGUUCACCCCCACUUCAGAAACAACAGGGUUCUGGUUCUGAUCCAUUUUUAUUGGACUUCCCAAACCUGACUUAAGUUGAGAGGCGUGGUUUCCUGCUGAUGACGUCACUCGUGAUGUCACAGCCAGUGUAGGAGCUAAACUGCUGAUGAGAAGUUUCACCAAAGUGUUUCUUUGACCUGGUUAGUGGUUCUGAAGGGUUCUGUUUUGUUGCGUGUUUCUUUGUGUUGUCGGCGUGGUGCCGCUUGGCUCAUCGUGCUCUGUGAUUGGUCACUCCAGCGCCACCCACUCUCAGGAGGAACACGCCCAACGAACAGCUGUUCGGACUUUAGUUUUUCCUCAGUUCUGUGAGGGUUCUGAUGGACGAGAAACUGGACCAACGGUUUUUAUUUGGAUCAUUCCUGUUUGGUGUAAAAACGAGCACUUGCAUGCUUCGUGUAGUACUCACUUGGUUCUGUUGGGUCGGGACCUGCUCUGCGGAGCUCCGAUCUCGCUGCUCUGCAUCACCGUUAUCGUAUCCUAGCAACAUGUAUGACGUUCCUGCACAAUCAGAGCUGAUCGUAUUUAACCCGACUCGGAUCAGAACACGCUUCUCAUGUAUCUAACUGCACCUGUAGAAUCUAAUGCUGGUUCUGUCACGUGAUCCAAGUCAUUAAAGCUUUUAAUCUGAAA